AUGCCCGUCUCGCACCUGACCUUGACCGUCUCACACCUCCCAACCUCUACCUCAUUUUUCCUAUCAUGUCUGCAACCUCUCGGAUACCAAUUUAUUGGUCGGCAUGAUGACUAUAUAGGCUUCGGUCAGAAGCAGGGGGAACCUGCUGAUUUCUGGGUCACCGAGCGGAAGCCAGGAGGUGCAAAUAGCGCCGUCCAUGUUGCAUUCCCAGCUCCUUCCAGAGACGCCGUGGGCUCAUUCUUCAUCUCCGCUUUAAAGGCCGGUGGUACGAUUCACUUUGAGCCCAAAUGCCGGGAUUCCCAGUCGGCGUUUUUCAGUGCCGCGGUUAUCGACUUGGAUGGCAACAGCAUCGAGGCUGUGUACCGAUCGGGUGCCUCAGUGGUUGCAUCGGAGGCUGGAGGACCGACGAUUGCCUUGCUGGAGAAUGGGUCGGUGGUUUCGAAGGUCUCCAAAAGUAGCAGAGCUACUUCGCUGAGGUCCGAGAGCAUCGCUCCUCCCAGAUCGGAGGCCAAGUCUCGUGCAGUCUCCAGAGCGCCUACGAGUGUUGCGCCAACCUCCGUUGCGCCUACAGCUUAUGAGCGCGAGUCAACAUAUGAGCGUGAGCGUUCUGCGCCAUCCGCUGUGUCUCGUGCGCAACCGGCACCCCAAACCUACACGGUGCAUACGGUGCAGACUGUCCAGAAGCCGGUCGAUGACGGCAGUAAAGCAGCAAAGACCAUUGUUGGAACUCUCAUUGGUGCCGCAGCGGGCGCGGCAAUCGCUUACGCGAUGGUCAUGGGUGACUCACAGUCCUCUUCCGAUGAGAAAACCAGCAAAUCUGCGCCGCAUUACACGCCGGAGCAUCAUCAGCUGAUGGGACCCCCAUCCCAAGUAUCCCAUCCGGAAGAACAGAGGUAUCGGGCCCUCGAAGCGCCUCCCACGCGCAGUGUCUACACGGCAGCGUCAGCCCCUCGGUCUACACUCAGUCGCAGUCAUACCUCUAAGAACCCACGUGCCAGUACUAUCUACGAAGGCACGGAGUUCUUUGAUGACCAUGGCCGCCGCGCGUCGGACGGCAGCGUCUUCAGCAUCCCUGAGAACGCACCCGUUCGAGCCAUCGAAUACCCAGCCUCCAUGAACGGCUGGCGUGAAGAAUACAGCCCCAGCACCUUCAUCAGCAGCUACGCAGCGGACAAACCACGCGCAGGCAGCGUGCACUCCGUCUCCACUCUGAAAGCACCCCAAGCCAACAGCCAACGACGACACAGCAACGAUGACAGAGAUACAUAUUCCACCCACAGUAAUAGCUCGAAAGUCUACCGAGCAGCCUCCACCCAUAGCAACAACAGCCACCACUACUCGACCACAAAAUCCGUCAAGGACAAGGAUGGCGCGGGCAGUGUCGCCUCUUCCACUCGCUCUGCACGGAACAUUCCCCUGCCGGCGGGUUCCAAUGCGACCUACUACUCCGCCACUCCUAGCCAUCAAGGCAAGUCACACUUGUCGGCUCGCGAUGUCCCACUUCCGGACAGUGUGAUUGAUCUCGAUGUGAACUCGCACGUCACACCCGAUGACUCUAUCAGCCAAAUUGGUAGUCGCUCCGCACGCUCCUCGCACUCCCACCACUCCAAACACUCCAAGGCAUCGAGGCACUCCUCCAAGUCUAAAUUUGAAGAUGUGGUGAAGCCGACUGAUAGCGUGAGCCAGGUGUCGCGGGCUUCCCAGCGCACUAUCAAGGCUGAGGGCAGUCGUGCGGGCUCGAAAGUGAGUAGCUGGCGGAGCCAGGUUGUUUGA
Messenger RNA from Penicillium pulvis, 1773 nucleotides. Its product is annotated as VOC family protein. The record is from RefSeq and is a predicted model, not a curated record. NCBI's taxonomy places the organism in Eukaryota, Fungi, Ascomycota, Eurotiomycetes, Eurotiales, Aspergillaceae. The transcript is spliced from 2 exons. Bases 1 to 1773 code for a protein of 590 amino acids.